Messenger RNA from Chroicocephalus ridibundus (black-headed gull), 1998 nucleotides. RefSeq names its product tyrosine 3-monooxygenase/tryptophan 5-monooxygenase activation protein theta (gene YWHAQ). Gene Ontology annotation, cellular component: cytoplasm. The record is from RefSeq and is a predicted model, not a curated record. The coding region runs from base 249 to 986 and encodes 245 amino acids. The transcript is spliced from 6 exons. Gene Ontology annotation, biological process: intracellular protein localization; signal transduction. NCBI's taxonomy places the organism in Eukaryota, Metazoa, Chordata, Aves, Charadriiformes, Laridae.
UGGGCGCGGACUGAGCAGCGGGUAGGCUUGCCUGUGCCAACGCCCUUUAGCGCUGGCUCUCGCCGGAGACGGGAGCGGCUCUUUCUCUCCGCCACAGCCCCGAGCCAGGCAGCCGAUCGGGUGGCGCCCGCGGCCCGGCCUAGCGCAGCGGACUCAGGUUUUGAGGUGCGUUCUCGUGUCGAUAGCGCAACAUCCCCAGCUUCUCCUGCUUUUGCUACUAUACUGCUCUUGCCCCACUGCCAGCCACCAUGGAUAAGACCGAGUUGAUCCAGAAAGCCAAGCUGGCUGAACAAGCUGAGCGCUAUGAUGAUAUGGCCACCUGCAUGAAGGCAGUAACUGAGCAAGGUGCCGAGCUGUCCAACGAGGAGCGCAACCUGCUCUCGGUGGCCUACAAGAACGUAGUGGGGGGGCGGCGCUCUGCCUGGAGGGUCAUCUCUAGCAUCGAGCAGAAGACAGACACCAGUGACAAGAAGAUGCAGCUUAUCAAGGACUAUCGGGAGAAGGUGGAGUCUGAGCUCAGGUCCAUCUGCACCACUGUGCUGGAGCUGUUGGACAAAUAUUUAAUAGCUAAUGCAACUAAUCCAGAGAGCAAGGUAUUCUACCUGAAGAUGAAGGGAGACUACUUCCGAUACCUUGCUGAAGUUGCCUGUGGUGAUGACAGAAAACAAACAAUAGAAAACUCACAGGGAGCUUAUCAGGAGGCAUUUGAUAUCAGCAAGAAGGAGAUGCAGCCAACACAUCCAAUUCGCUUGGGUCUAGCUCUUAACUUCUCUGUAUUUUAUUAUGAGAUUCUCAACAAUCCUGAGCUUGCCUGCACGCUGGCAAAGACAGCGUUUGAUGAGGCUAUUGCAGAACUUGAUACACUGAACGAAGACUCAUACAAAGACAGUACUCUCAUCAUGCAGUUGCUUAGAGACAACCUAACAUUAUGGACAUCAGACAGCGCAGGAGAAGAAUGUGAUGCUGCAGAAGGUGCAGAAAACUAAACUGCAUGUGGGGCGUCAUUCUCCCUUUCCUUCUCAAGAAACCUUUUUACACGUCUCCAUUCCUUAUAGCUCCACUUGGAUUUCCUAUAGCAAAGAAAACCCAUCCAUGUGUAUGGAAAUCAAUUUAUAGUCUUUUCACACUGCAGCUUUGGGAAAACUCCAUUCCUUGAUUUGUGUUUGUCCUGGCCUUCCUGGUGUGCGGUUACUGCUGUAGAAAAGUAUUAAUAGCUUCAUUUCAUAUAAACAUAAGUAACUUCCAAACACUUAUGUAGCGGACUAAAGUGUACCUGGUAUUUAAAAACAAAUCUGAACCAGUUCCUGCCAGUUGACUGUGUUUUGUAUUACAGUAAGAUGAAAAUGUAGUUAAUUGCAACUAAAGAGUGUUCCACAUAGCUUUUAAUUCUCCACAUUCCCUUCUUAUUCUGCAGGGUUUCCUUUCCAUAAUUGACUUUCACAUGCUACUGUGUAUUCUUUUCAGUAGGAAUAUGGAAGUAUUGGGCCAGAUCAAGUUGAGCAUUUCUAGUUUGGAAAAUGACAAAUUGAGUUGCUUCCUGUAUCAUGUAAUACAGAAGCUUGUGUGUCCGAAAACAGGGGCUUCUCUUAAUCUUCAGUUGCUGCUGUUUAAGUUGAUAUCCCUUCCCAAUAAAAGUUCACUUACACUCCCGCCUUUGUAGUUCUGGUAUUCACUUUACUAUGUAUUAGAAGCAGCAUGUUACUGCCGGAGUACAGGCAGUGCUUUUUGGCAGACUAAAGUGCAUGUCAUUUCUUAAUACACUGGAAUGGGAAAACCAAUUGAAGUUCACAUGUCCAAGUAUAAAAUUUAGUACUUUUCCAUGCAGGUUUGUGCACAUGUGAGAAGGUGUCAAGUUUGUCCAGUGAUUGUUAUUUAGAGAGUUUGGACCACUAUUGUGUGUUGCUAAUCAUUGAUUGUAGUCCCAAAAAAGCCUUGUGAAAAUGUUAUGCCCUCUGUAACAGCAAAGUAACAUUAAAUAAAAUUACAUUUUAUAAACCA